AUGGAAUUGAACCUUGUCAGGGAAACAGUCUUUGCCUUUCUAACUGGACUGGGCACUAUGGGGAACAUCUCUGUUUUUGUGAGUUAUGCGCUCAUGUUGGCGGGCACUGAGAAGAAAUGUAUGUACCUUAUUCUCAUCCAUUUGUCUUUUACAAACAUCAUGAUGCUUCUUUUCAAUGGUCUGUCAAAGACAGUAGCAGUGUUUUUCUUGAGAAACUUUCUAGAUGACAUAAGCUGUAAGAUUGCUGUUUACCUGCAAAGAGUGGCCCAGGGCCUCUCCAUCUGCACCACCAGUCUCCUCACAGUGCUCCAGGCUGUCAUCAUGAGUCCCAGACACUCCAGGGGGAGGAGGCUCCAGCCCAGGUCUACAUGGCACAUCCUUCCCUUGCUUCUCUUCUUCUGGGUUCUCAAUUCCUCGAUAGGCAUGAACUUACUUCAUUACAUCAAAAGCACCAGAAUGAACACGUCAAACUUCACUAAGAGUGACCACCUUUGUGAUUUUGAACUAAAAAAUCCAAAAAUAAGAUGGCUUUUUCUCACUCUUAUGGUCCUACGGGAUGCUGUGUUUCAGGGUCUCAUGGGUGGGUCCAGUGUCUACAUGGUGUUUCUUCUCCACAAGCACCACCAGCGUGUUCUCCACCUGAAGAGCUCCAAGUUUCUCUACAAAACUCCUCCUGAGAUCUUAGCUGCCCAAAGUGUUCUCCUUCUGAUGCUCUGCUUUCUUUUCUUCUAUUGGAUUGAAUGCAUUUUAUCUCUACUUUUAAACUCCUUUUUGGAGAAAAAUGUCAUAAUAAAUAAUGUUCGAGAACUUGUAACUCUUGGCUAUCCGAGCAACGGCAUGGUUGGGAAGGCAAGCAACCUGCCUUACAGCCCCUCAACCCAUGGCAGCCAGGAAGCAGAGGAGAAUGGAGGAGCUGAGUAUGUCAACACAUUCUUCUUUGUCAAGCCCUAA
Molecule: messenger RNA, 951 nt
Organism: Chinchilla lanigera (long-tailed chinchilla)
Lineage: Eukaryota; Metazoa; Chordata; Mammalia; Rodentia; Chinchillidae
Product: putative vomeronasal receptor-like protein 4
Exons: 2
Coding region: 1-951 (316 amino acids)
Biological process (GO): G protein-coupled receptor signaling pathway
Cellular component (GO): membrane
Molecular function (GO): pheromone receptor activity
Source: RefSeq, a predicted model, not a curated record